Molecule: messenger RNA, 2180 nt
Organism: Salvelinus sp. IW2-2015
Lineage: Eukaryota; Metazoa; Chordata; Actinopteri; Salmoniformes; Salmonidae
Biological process (GO): adaptive immune response
Cellular component (GO): membrane
Molecular function (GO): signaling receptor activity
Source: RefSeq, a predicted model, not a curated record
ACCACUAGAUGGUCUUGGGUCGUGAACUUGACUUUCUCAAGUAACUGUUUGCAAUAUCUCCCACGACGUUACAGUGAAUAGUUGGUCAUUUGUGGUAUGUUGUAACUUAUAUCAUAACAUUUUAUAAACCUUAAACAACUUCAAAGUAACUAAUGUUUUGAUACCUAAAUAUAUUCUCUUAUUAGCAGUAUUUGGCUGAAAUUGACAGAUUUUUGCAGCUUUACAACUGGCUAAAUACUCAGUAUUUUAUACUCUUAGUAUAAGGUCAACACACUUUCUGUCUGGCUUCAGUAUUUUGCAUUUGCAGAACCCUCAUCUUUACAGAUAAAUAUUUUGUAGUAAUUAUGUAAAGGUGGGUGUGGCUUUUUGCUGUGACACAUGUGAGUAGUCUUCCUGUUAUGGUUUGAGGUGGAGAAGUUCCUGUAGCUAGUCACCAAUUUCCCCUCAUCUGGCUGAGACCCCCCCCCCCCAGUCAAGUGAGUCACACUCAACAAUUCUAGUUUAAUACAGACACUUAUGUCUGAGGCUCACUGCAUGCUGCUCAGUGUGUGAUAGCAUCAUCAUAUAAGAACAAGGGAAGUCAUGACUCUUCAUCUGACAGGUGUUUGGCUGCUGCUCAUCACACAUACAGUGUUGGUGUUCUGUGAUAUGGAAUUCUUGGAGAGAACGCAGGGUGACUCUGUAGAGUUCUACUGUAUCUCUGAGUUCAAUGCCUCCAGGCCCAUUGGGCUCUACCUGAAACGCAAGUGGCUGCAGCCCAACCAAGAGGUCCUGUUCAUGUAUACUGAACAAAAGCCUUCGUUUUACGAUGACGUCAAAGAGCGCAUCCAUGUCACGGGAGACCCGAGUACUCACCGGGUCAACGUGACCAUCAACCAGCUGAACGGAACAGACACAGACCUCUACUACUGCGAGUUUGUCUUCCCCGAUGCCUCCAGCGUCGAUCAAAAGAUUCCAAGCAAUAUGGAGUUCUUUCUGUACGUCGACAAUGUUGGUGUUAGGUGUAGCUGUACUGGUUACACUCCACUGCUCUAUGCCCUUUCUGCUGUUGUGGGGCUGUUACUCAUCUUCCUUAUGGCCCUGGGAGUGGCUCAUUAUGGUAAGACCCGAGGAGACUGUGUCAAACCGCAGCCCCACCAGGCUUCCACCUACGAGGAGAUGGUUGGGGUGCGGCCCCCCAACCGGAAUGGAAAAGUGUCUCCCUCUUACCACCCGAGGCCCCCCCUGCAUCUGGAGGAAAUGGAUGCUUCUGCCUAUGAAAACCCCCCUCUCAGUUCUCGACAGGAAAACCACUACGAGAGGCCCGAAGAGUCACCGCUAGUAUCUGAAACUGCUGGGGAGAUGUGAGGAACAAGUCCACAGGGAACUGUCGUUCUUGCCAAUCAUGGAGAUUGAUCCUGUGCUGGAAACAGACAAGAAUCAUGGCCAUCCCAUUAUCAGGACUUACAAAAUACAAAUUUAUACCUGGUGCUAACAUCCCGUCCUUUGUCUACGUUCUGAGACAGAUGUAGACUAUUAAAUGCAUUGUGAUCAGAUCUUCCUGACCUCAGAAUAUAGUCAGGUAAAUUGUCUUGAUAUCAAGUGUAGACUGAUAUAACCAUUAUGGCGUCAAGAUGUCUCAAUAUUUUGAAUACCGGAUGGGACCAGGAAACCUGGUCUUAAUGCAGACUGUGGAAUGGCUAAUAUGUGGACAAUCUCCAGGACAAAGGACACAUGCUCGCAUCAGGUAUAAAAGGGGCUAGAGAGCGCCUUUCCACAUUGACCAUGCUACAUAUCAGAAAUGAUCUGCAUUAACCAGAGUCAGUGGGAUGGUCCCAUGGUGUGCUGAACCACAGCAUGGCUUCAAAAUCUAAUUGUAUUUGUCACAUGUGCUGAAUACAACAGGUGUAGACCUGACAGUGAAAUGCUUACUUACAAGCCCUUAAAAGUUAAGCAUAUAGAAAAAUGAAGAGCAACAAAAUAAGUGAGGCUAUACACAGGGGGUACCGGGUUAAUGUGCGGGGGUACAGGUAAUAUGUAAGCGACUAUGCAGUUCAAUUGGAUGUAAAAGCUGUAAUGUCCUUUUGUGAUUUGCAAAUUCCGAGAACUCACUGACCUGAAAAAGUACAAUAGAGAUUUACCUCAACAGCUUACUGUAAAAAAUAAAUGUAUAACAAGGGGUGCCUCCAGUGUAAAGUGGA